Monoraphidium neglectum is the source of this 300-nucleotide messenger RNA. RefSeq lists its product as hypothetical. The coding region runs from base 1 to 300 and encodes 99 amino acids. Lineage: Eukaryota; Viridiplantae; Chlorophyta; Chlorophyceae; Sphaeropleales; Selenastraceae. The transcript is spliced from 3 exons. The record is from RefSeq and is a predicted model, not a curated record.
AUGGUCCUUGGGGUUGACAACAGCGAGGAGGCUUGGCGCUGCAUCGACAAGCGGGUCAACGUGUACCCUCACUUGCGAGAGUUCACCGCCAUCGGGUCGGGCGGCAGCAGCUUCCGCCAGUCAAUGGUCAACGCCGUGCAGGCGGUGGUCGGCCACGUCGAGCGCGUCACGCAGCGCCAGUCCACAAGCGGCCGCUAUGUGAGCGUGACCGUCGGCCCCGUGCUCGUGUCGAGCGCUGACGAUAUUCUGGAGGUGUACACGCGCAUGAAGAGCGACGAUCGGCUGAGAUACUUCCUGUGA